Molecule: messenger RNA, 507 nt
Organism: Toxorhynchites rutilus septentrionalis
Lineage: Eukaryota; Metazoa; Arthropoda; Insecta; Diptera; Culicidae
Product: glutathione peroxidase-like
Exons: 3
Coding region: 1-507 (168 amino acids)
Biological process (GO): response to oxidative stress
Molecular function (GO): glutathione peroxidase activity
Source: RefSeq, a predicted model, not a curated record
AUGAAUGCAGGAGAGUCUAUUUUUGAUUUUACGGUACUAGAUAUAAAUCAAAAUGCUGUGAACUUAAACAAGUACCAGGGUGCAGUCUGCAUUAUUGUGAACAUUUCCACUAAAAAUGCUUUUUGUGAAAAAGUUUUAUCAAUGCUCGCUCCACUUUAUAAAAAGUAUCACAACGAGACUAGAAAAGAUCUAAACAUACUCAUGUUUCCUUGUUUUCAAUUUGGCACAAAAGAGUCGAUGGAGGAGAUACGCACCGCUUUGGCUUCCCAAAGCGAUAGCAACAACCUGCAAAUAGGAGAUGUUUUUGCUGAGAUUGAAGUCAAUGGCUCCAGAUGCAUCGAGUUGUACAAAUUUCUCAAACGGAUGAAGCCAGGAACAUGUGGUGGUUUUAUUAGCAGUAACUUUACGAUGUUUGUCACGAAUAAAAACGGUAUUCCGAUAGAACGAUUUGGACCCAAUGUACAUCCAUAUUUUCUCGAGGACUUGUUAGCCCAGCUUUGUGAUUAA